AUGGCUCCUUCAACAUCCGUCAACCAACUACCCCAGGUAGACGCCUCGGCCGCCACCCACAACAACGGCAACGGCAACGGCGCCCUCAAGCAGGAAAAGUCCCCAUUCAUGAAGACUACGGCUUUCCCCAGGCCCCAAAAGUUCGACGAUCCGUAUCAGGAGCGGCAGUACCUCAAAGAGCGACUGGCUCUGGGCUUCCGCAUCUUUGCCAAAAACGGGUUCGACGCUGGCGUGGCGGGCCACAUCACCGUCCGGGACCCCGUUGAGCCGGACUCGUUCUGGCUGAACCCGUUCGGCGUGCCUUGGCCGCUCCUCAAGGCCUCGGAUCUCAUCCGCGUGAAUGCCGAGGGUGAGGUCGUCGAGGGUGGCCCGAUCAAGCUUCUCAACACAGCUGCCUACAUGAUUCACCAUGCAGUCCACGAGGCCCGCCCUGACGUAAAAUGCGUGGCUCACUCCCACUCCCUCUACGGCCAGGCCUUCUCGUCCCUGGGCCGUAAUCUCGACAACAUCAGCCAGGACACCUGCGCCUUCUACAACGACAUCGUCCUCUACAGCUCCUUUGGCGGCAUCGUCCUCGGCAAGGAGGAAGGCCUGCGCAUUGCAGCCGCCCUCGGCGACAAGAAGGCCGCCAUCCUGCAGAACCACGGCCUAAUCACCUGCGGCAAGUCCGUUGAGAGCUGCGUCUACUGGUUCCUGAGUCUUGAGCGCUGCUGUCACCAGCAGCUCCUCGCCGAUGCCGCCGCAGGAGGACGGGGCCACGAGACGGUCAAGAUUGAUCACGAGGACGCCGAGUUUACGUACAACACGAUCGGGACGGAGUCCGCUGGGUGGUUUUCCGGGAAGCCGGCCUUUGAUAUGAUGGAACAUGAGUCGGGGUUCACGUAUAAGAUGUAG
Colletotrichum higginsianum IMI 349063 is the source of this 894-nucleotide messenger RNA. Its product is annotated as Class II Aldolase and Adducin domain-containing protein. Gene Ontology annotation, molecular function: actin filament binding. Gene Ontology annotation, cellular component: cytoskeleton. The coding region runs from base 1 to 894 and encodes 297 amino acids. NCBI's taxonomy places the organism in Eukaryota, Fungi, Ascomycota, Sordariomycetes, Glomerellales, Glomerellaceae. The transcript is spliced from 3 exons. The record is from RefSeq and is a predicted model, not a curated record.